Molecule: messenger RNA, 5364 nt
Organism: Achroia grisella
Lineage: Eukaryota; Metazoa; Arthropoda; Insecta; Lepidoptera; Pyralidae
Gene: Syt14
Product: synaptotagmin-16
Exons: 11
Coding region: 155-1702 (515 amino acids)
Source: RefSeq, a predicted model, not a curated record
UGCACGUCCUAAUUUUCUUCAAUAAUAUAACAACAUUAAAAAUCCGACACGAAAUAAAAAGAAAACUCGUGAACGUGCAGUUGCCAACGUAUUUAUCGUUAAAGAGUACGCGCGAGGCGCAGCAAUGCGCGCCGCGGAACUAGGUUGAGCCAGAAUGGUGGCUAACAUUGGCGUCAUCAAUCCUACUAAUGUGGAGGCCACAGCGUAUAUAAGUGCGGUAGCAGCAUUCGCUGGAGUGGUUUUGGUGCUGUUGCUGUUCCUUGGCAGGCGAUGGUGCUACUCCGCAGUAUUUGGACGCAAGUGCUGCGAUGACAUCCUCGCGGUAAACGCGCGCGUUGCAGCUCCGACCAACCAUUGUCUACCACUUGACAAUGCUAAGUUUGAUGCUUUGUCGAAACCGAUCCAUUAUCCCGAACGCAUAUUCACAUUCGAGGCCUCCGACUCGGACGAGGAGCUGCGUUUGCGCAUACAACAGGAUAAGGAAGAAGUUGUGGAAUGUCAUUACGAGGAGAAGAACGAAAAUAUAGCUCCGGCAAAGCUGGAGGUGGACCUGGUAGAAACAGCUCUCCGUGAGACAACGCUGAGGGAGACGAGGAUCGACGACGUGAUCCCUCAGCGGGCUGAAUAUAUACACACAUUAGAGGCGCAGAGUAGCGUGGACAGUGAUGUUAUAGUUCACAAUGACACAUCUCUUUUGUGUGGAGAAAGCAGCAGCUCUCAAGAACGUGGCUCUGUGGAACUUACACUUUUGUAUGACGCACCGGUGCGUAGUAUGACAGUCCACAUACUGCAGGCGCGGUCGCUGCCUCAAAAAGCUGAAGGGCAGAUUCUACAAAGCCAGGUUCGAAUCGUACUUCUCCCAUUGAAAAAGCAAAAAUUUAAGUCCAAAAUACGAAAUGGUGAAAAUCCACAAUACAUGGAGAGUUUUGUUUUGCAUAAAAUUAAUCCAGAGGAUGUGCAUGGCCUUGGUUUGCGUAUACGCAUUUACGGUUGCGAACGCAUGCGCAGACAAAGGCUGCUCGGUGAAGCGGCCGUCAGCUUUGCAACAUUAAACUUCGAACUGGAGAACAGUUUGUGGCUACAGUUGAUGCCACGACAACAUCAUCAGCCUGCUUUACAGCUACCAAAAUUGGAUUCAAAUCAUACAAUAACCGGUGUGCUCGCGAGUCCAUCGUCGAUAGUGACGGUGACGACGCCCAGCGCCGUCGGCCCAGGCACAGGCGAGGCAUGCAGCCUCGCUAGAUCUGACUCUGCCUCCUCGUGCUGCAGUGCUAGAUCCACGCCGGAACUUCUACUGGGCCUGCAGUAUAACUCCACAACUGGACAUCUCUCUGUUGAGGUAAUAAAAGGCACACACUUUCGAAAGUUGUCGCCCAACAAGGCGCCGGACACGUACGUGAAGCUGUGCCUCAUCAGUUCACUGGGCAUGGAGAUGGGCCGGUGCAAGUCCACUACGAGGCGCGCUCAAUCCAAUCCACUCUAUAAAGAAGUUUUUAUAUUCCAGGUGGCGUUAUUCCAGUUGAGUGAAGUUACUCUAAUGGUUUCUGUGUGGUGGCGACGCAGCGUAAAACGCAAUGAAAUGGUCGGGUGGUUCUCGUUGGGUCACAGCUCCUCCGGCCGCGAGGAAGAGCGCCACUGGCAAGAGCUUUGUGAGCGCCAAGGAGAACAGGUUCAACGCUGGCACGUUCUUCUGGACUCCUGACGGUCAGUAACUUAGCGCAUGGAUGUUGCGCUCGCUUGAAUUUCUACCUGGCACCCUGGCCGCACCACUUGGUGCUUUUACGCGGUGACUCCGUCGCGCGUUGCCAAAUUCAGCCAGCCUUCAACACUCAAGUGGAGACGCCGAUCCAUAGUCACAGACUCGACUGCGUCUGCUUGCGUGUGUAUCAAUGUUUUUGGCCACAAGUACCUACCUACAUGAUAAAUUCUAAGGAACUACAUAUUAAAAAACGUCUUUUUUAAUACAACACAAUUGCCAUUGACCAAAAAAGUCAUUUGUGAGAUGAUGUAAGAGAGUUUAUAUUAUAUUAUAAUAUUGUUAUUCGACUUUGGUGUGCGUUGCUUUGAUGGUUUUAGCACUGGCACCUGCUUUAUCGGAUCCAUAUAAAUAUAUAACUACGUGUAUUAAUAGCUACAUUUAUAUUUAAACACAUGUUUAAUACAGACUCCUACAUCAUAUAAUAUAGAUAUUGCUUACAGGUUUUAUUUUAUUAAUAUUUUUUUGGCAUUGUGAUAUACCUCUUUAAUAAAGAAGGGUGAAACAGAGCACACAUUCUGACUGAUUGAAAGUAUGAAAAAAAUACAAGAUCUAUAAUUUCUGUUUUAUUAAAAUUGUAAUUCUAUUUAAUGAUAGGUAUAUUAAAUUUAAAAAUGUAUAUUAUAAUAGAAGUUUUACCGGAAUUGUAUUUAUGUAUUUAAAUAUUCUUAUUUCUUAAAUUUAUAAUUUAAUAAGUAGAUGCUUGACGUUGUACUUUAUUUUAAUUUUGUCUAAUUAACAUUUGGAUGUUGUAGUAGUAAGUAUUUAUAAUGAUGGAGAAGACUUGGAGCGCACAAUACAAUGUGAGAUUAAUAAAAUUACGAUUAUAUAAGACUACAUAUAUAUAUCUAUAUAUUGGAUAUUGAUAUUUAGUACGUAAUAUAUACAAAUUCAAAUUAUAUGCUUAUUCUGUUUUUCACGGAAACUGAUAUUAAUUAUAUAAGAUAUAGCACACAUGUUUAUAAUUAUAUACAUAAUAAAAAUAGCACAAAUUAUAUACUAGAUACUAAUAGAUUAAAGGUAGUUCAUACAUCCUGGUGUCAAGAAUAUCUGGGUCAUCAUUAUUGUAUAUUAAAGGCAUCUUCGUGUGGCUUCUAUAUAACAUAUUAUUACCAACUACAAAUAUAUAUGUAAAGAUUAACAUGUACCUAUAUUUAAUUUGAUUCAGUGAAACUGGUACUUGCAGUUUAGUUUAAUAUACAUAUUUUAUCCCAUCAUAAUAUUUAUAUAGGUAUUAAAUGAAAUGGAUGCUUAUUUAUGGUACAAAGUACCUCUUUUUUUGUAUUUCUAAGAUAAAUAUUAUUAUUAAUUUUGUUGAUAUCAUUGUUAAUAAAUAUAUGAAUUGUAGUGGUUUAAUGUUAUUAUUUUUUGUGAAUAGAUGUAAAAUUAUUGUUAAUAGAGAUAUUAUAUUUGCGUGUACUGCUACUGCUAAUGACUUGAUAUUUUUAUAAUUAAUUAAUAAUUUCUUCAUAUUUGUGAAAUUGUAAAAUUCAUAGAUAUGAUCUAUUAAAUGUCUUUUGUUAUAGGCUAUUAAAUGUGUUAUGUAUAUUCUAGAUGUGUUAAUGCUAAAAUCAUAACAUACCUGUUAUGUGAAAUUCUAAUAAUUUCGACGUUGAUCAAACUUAAAUAAUUAUAUAUAUUUAGUUAAGUAUUUUAGAUCUAUAAUUAUAGCGUAUGUUGUCGACAUUGCUUGAGUUUAUAUUUUUUAUAAAAAAAAACAUGAUUUCUUAUGUAGGUAAACAAAAGAAUUAUUGAUUCAGCUUGCUAUAUAAAUAGAUAUAUGUAUAGGCGUGUAUCUGCUUACGUAUCUGUGAGGAAAUAUCAAUCUAUUUAUUAAUUAUAAAUAAGUUGUUUCUUUGCUCAAUUAAAAUAAAAGUUCUUUCCUUAUGAAUAUCAAUUAUUAACGAUAGAAUUCAGUAAUUUAUUUUAUAUAGAAAAUAAAAGAUUGUCUGUUUCUGUUUCUAGUAGGGUUGGAUGAAUAAGAUAACUAAAUAAUAAAUUAAAUUAAUAGUGAGAUUACCAGUACCUAACUUUUAAUAGAAUAUCGUUGCCCUUAUAGCUAUCAAAAAUACAGCUACACAAAAAGUACACAAUUAAUUUGUCAGUUUAGUAGCUAGAAGUGGAGAGACUGAGAUAUUGUCAAUAGUAGCUAAUUAUUAAUGUUUAUAAAGUUCACAGAAUAUACGUAUAUAUAUAUAGCAACUUUUCUUCGAUUUGGAUACUAAGUUCGGUCACCCUUAACAAUUUUACCUACAUUAGGACACAAUUAAGAAUGGUAGUUUAAAAAUGUUUGAAAUUGUAAUGACAACUACUAGACUACUAGAUGUCAAUAAAUAAAUAAAUGAAGUGUUUACGUAGAUCGGUGACGACUCUACUAGGUAGGUACGGUGGGAGCGGACGCUUGAGUAGGCCUUAAUACCUACUCAUUUCUAGUGUGAAGUAUAAAUGGUAAAAUGUCACAAAUUUAUAUUCAAAGAUACUACUCUAAAAAAGUAGGUGUGUGAAACCGAUAUUCCUUGAAAAUUAAAUUAUUACAUACAUUAAAUUUUUCUUCAAAAUGAACUUUCUUUAUCUUACAAAAUUUUCUUAUCGUCAUUCCCCACAAUAUCACUUUCUCUGUAAUAUAUUACACCACCUGCGUCGUUUGUGUUUCUUGCAGCAUGGUAGGCAUAGUAGGCUCUCAUAUAUAAAAUAUUAAUAUGAAAAUAUUUGUUAAAAUCAUAUAAUCUCACUCGACCUUUUUGGUUGUUUACCGUCUAAAUUUUAGUCCAGUAUAAGCUUAAUCGUUUACAAUUUCAAAGAUUCUUUAUACCGUUUGUAAAAUAUUACUAUUUCCAUAAAUAAAAUAGGUGCUGUCUGAUAGUGAACAAUUAUUUCUUUUAUAAUACUGUAUAUUUUUAUAAUACAAUACUUUAUCAAUAAUUCUGUGAAUGAUAUCAACUUGAUGCCAAAUUAGUACCUGUGAAUAUUGUAAUGUGUAUGUAAAGAAAGGCUAAUGUUUGAUUAUGUAUAAUUGAUCACUACAAAAGCAUUUUCUUCAUACACACUAUAGAAAUAUAUUUUGAUCAAAUUUAAUAGUAUGUACAGUAAAAACUCUACGUCACUGAGAUUCCACUUUAGGUUAUUAUAGGUAUACGGACCAUUAGCAAGGUCCAAGUUAGUACAUCUAUUCAUUACAAUAGAUUUUUUAGUUAAAUAUUAAAAUUUUUUCAUAUACAUAUUCUAAUCUAAUGUACUCUGUUACUUCAAAUAUCUCUGACACUUUAUAUACCUAAUUACAUGAUAACUCUUUUUCUCUGAUAAUUUUUAAUUUAAGCCAAAUAACUUAUAAUGUAAUAUAGACAUGCAAGUAAAAAUGCCACAUCAGUUAUUACUAAAAAUGAUUACUUGUAAAAUAUACCAAUCUAUAGCAUUUUUCUUGUAUUCAAUCAUGAUUUAAGUACUUAUAUCUUACUAACGUUGUACUCGUGUUUCUAUUCGAUUUAUAUUACUACACGCUGCUUAGCGUGUUAACUAAUAACUAUGUCUGUUAAUCUAUUCAAUAGAUUUAAAACUUUUGUCUAAUACGAAUACAAUAUUAUUAUGUUAUGUAUUUUACAUUGCCAGUA